Phytomonas sp. Hart1 is the source of this 1994-nucleotide messenger RNA. Lineage: Eukaryota; Euglenozoa; Kinetoplastea; Trypanosomatida; Trypanosomatidae. The record is from the annotation of a GenBank genome assembly.
GUAAAGCUUUAAGACACAUUCAAAAAACUAUAACAUACACUUCAGGUAAAAAAGGUAAAAUAACAUAUACUAAUUUAUUGGCUCAAAAUUAUAUUAUGCAUCAAGACUUGGUUUAUCAACUUUUGCCACAGGUUGAUUUGAAACCCAACUGCUUCUGUACCAUUUCGCUAAGCAGCACAAAAAAGGAUGUGUUCAACCUCAUACUGAGUCUCUUACGAGAACUAAUCCCUAGUGGUGGUAAAUCCUCACUGUCGUUGAGACACUGUAUAACAAUUCUUCAUAUCGCCAAUCUUCCUCUCCAUAUUAACGACCAUGCACUGUAUAAUAGGUUCAAAUCGUUCGGCGAUAUCACCUCGGUAACUAUUUUGCGUGAUUGGAUCAGCGGCAACCCCCUUGGUACCGCUUUUGUUAAGUUCGAAAACCACGUGUCCGCCCAUAAUGCGUUGAAAUACUUCAGGCAUAAGGUGUUGGGAUACAGUCCACUGUUAGUGAAGUGGGCCAAUCAAGGACAUCUCAACGCCAUCGUCAGAAACGUCUGCCGCACCAUGGACAAGCUGUUCAUGCGGAAUAUCCCUCUGAAAUUUUCCCUUGAGAUGUUGAAGUUAUUUCUGUUAAGCUUCGGCACGGUCACGCCGCUCAACUUAAACUCCAGCACUGUCGCCGUGAGUAUGGCUUUCUAUUCCUGGACACUCAUCCCUGCGAGCAAUCCCAAAAAGGGGUGGAAUAUCGCCUUUGUAACCUUUAAAAAGGAGGAUGUUGUUUCGAAGGCCCUGGUGGCCGUCUACAUGACCAACCCUUUUCCUUUUUGUAAUAGGAUACGCCUCUUGGUGAAGAUCACUAAAGGUAAACAUAAAUGUUGCGUCUGUCGUUGGAUUAAAUUAGAUGCCCUUAAAAUCGUUUCGCUGGGCUGUUGCUCAGAACUUUAUUCAAACAAAUGUGAUUGCUGCGAUGCCAAGAAACACUCUAACCUCAACGACAUCAACCAAGACAACCUUUCCCACCAUUCUAACUGCUCGACAGUCUCUAUUAAUCUCUGUAGUCUGAGAGAAAAAAUGAAAGUGGACAAGUGCCCCUUGAUACAGGUCGUUUCCACAAAAGGUUCAUCACUAAUUUCUGAAAAUGCAUCAGAUAAUGUCUCGGUAAAAUCGUAUCACAGUGGUUCAUUUUCUCAGGCAGGCGGUCCUCAUAUGCCAUCGACCUUGCAGGGAACAAUUGCAGGGUGUGGUGAAAAUCCCUCCCAACCUUUCUCUCACUUUCAGAAGGUAGCUUUUGACAACAUUGAGAUCGCUGAGAAGAUCAACCAACCCCCCCACACUCGUGGUGUAAACCCUAAAGAAGUCAACUGUGAUGAAGAUGAGGGUGCGUCUUUGCUGAUGCGAACCACACGAAACAAAACUGCGUAUUCCUCUCGAAACAGGUAUUUCAACAUGUAUUGGGAUAAUAACCUGACCAAUUACAGGUCUAUGGGUGGCGGUGUGGCGCCACAGAAUCAACCAUAUGUAAUCACGGAAGCGGACCGUUACUUUAUCAGAUCAUAUAUUGGUAUGAACAUUUCUAAGAAAACGCUGCUCAAUUCAACUGUGCAAUCCUGUCGAGCCCAUAAACAGGGUGUUUGGCCCAUCCCCAGGAUUCUCUCGAGGCCCCAAUUCAGCGGCCCAGAGGGGAAACCUAACUUAACACCGUAUGGCUUCGAUAAAACCCCGAAUACACGCCGCAUGACCACCCAUUUCCCACGAAGGGUAUCCCCCCCUUCUGCCCCGAUGGACGUGCAACCUCUCUUACCAACAAAGACUUUGAAUUCGGUUAAUGCGAACGGCCUCAACGGUGUGCGCAAUGCGGCAAUUCCCCAGUACGAUGAGUUAUCCAUCCCAUUCACAACUCGAAUUCCCUGGCCGUGGAAACUACCACCCGGCGGGAAUCCUUUUCCAGUGAUAUACCCAAUGAUUCGUCCUGUAGUAGGGUCAUACGGCGUACCGUCCCAGUUAAGGACCUAG